Mytilus trossulus (common blue mussel) is the source of this 1307-nucleotide messenger RNA. RefSeq lists its product as uncharacterized. The transcript is spliced from 2 exons. The coding region runs from base 894 to 1205 and encodes 103 amino acids. The record is from RefSeq and is a predicted model, not a curated record. Lineage: Eukaryota; Metazoa; Mollusca; Bivalvia; Mytilida; Mytilidae.
AAAAUAAUUUUUAAGAACAUAGAUACAUGAUGUGAAAAUGUUUUGUCCUGAGAAAUAUAUAUCAAGAAUACCAAAAAAUUGUGUUAACGCAUGUGGAAGAAUAUCUCAAAAACGUUUUGUAAUAAACGCGGAAAAAUAUGAAUGCCUACUCAAAUCCCAUCUAUUUGAAAAACGAAUUAUUACAGAAGAGUGUCCACCAUGCUCUUGCACUGCUUAUCAUUAGAAUAGUAGAAUAGAAUGAUAUACUAAUGGAUGAAAAAUAUAUAUAACUGAUAUACAAUUUAUGAAUUUAAUACAUAACAACAAACCAGAGUAUACUGAGUAACUAAUAAUUACAUCGCUACAAUAUAAUAGUUAUUACUGUGAGGUUGAAUUCCCUGUCAUUUUUUCAUCAUCCACACUCAAACUCAGAAAAAAAUAUAAAUAUGUACCGUAACCUAACUUUCAGGUAUAGAGAUGUGAUUUUUUUUUCCUGAGACAAUAUAUUAGGAAAGGUAUAAAUCGAACGUGUUUGUUAUAUAAAAAAAUACGGAGAUGUGGUAUGAUUGCCAAUCAGACAACUAUCCAUCAUCCAUAGGUAAAUUAGUAAAUAGUGUGAGAUACUAAACAUGUUGAUUCUUCUGCACUUGAUGUUCUAAAUAAAUCCACCUUAAAUAUCUUUCCAAAUUUAACAUAAAAAAUUCUCGAGUAAUUAACCACCAUGCAUCAUUUAAUUGAUGAAACACAGACAUAAACAUGAUUGAUAAUUACUUUUUAAAAAUGUAUUGGACACAUAUAAUGCAUCACACCAAACACAUAAUCUAUUUAAACAAAAAAAAACAUCUUGAUAUAAAUUCUUGAAUAUCACCAUCCGUUUCAUUUGACAGCAAGAUUGCGAUAGAAACACAGCUAAAAUGAAGACCUUCUUGCUUGCAGUAGUUUUCUGUGCUUGUUUGGCUGUAACCUCAGGACAAAAUUUAUUAGGAUCCCUUAUAGGUCUUGGUAUCGCGAGUCAACUUUUAGGAGGUGGAAAUUUUUUUGGCGGAGGUAAUAAUUUUAAUGGUGGUAACAGAGGAGGAGAAAAUGUCCUGUUAGUUGAACGUGAUAAUGGUGGAUUUGAUGGUGAAUUUGAUCGUGGCUUUGGAGGUGGAUUCCCUCGUGCUGGAUUUGGUCAACCAUUCUAUGCACAAGAUUACGGUUAUGGUGGAUAUAAUGAUUAUUGGUAACAUCAUCCAGCUAGUAAAUAAUCAUUUGAAGUCUUCAGAAGUCACAUUAAAUCAUCACAAGAAUAAAACAUUUGUCUUUCACUUAUAUCAAAAAUAAAUCAA